This is a messenger RNA of Paramecium sonneborni, 2818 nucleotides long. Lineage: Eukaryota; Ciliophora; Oligohymenophorea; Peniculida; Parameciidae. The record is from the annotation of a GenBank genome assembly.
AUGAAUCAUAGAUACAUUUUCCUUCUACAAAUUAUUUAAAACAUCUGGUGGAUUGUUGAAAUGUUAUUAAUUUAAAAGACAUCAAAUUACACAAAUUACUUUUUGUGUUCUUUAUGUAUAAUAACAAGGCUGCUUGCCUCUAUUAUCUACCUUAAAAAGUAUUAGUAACAUGAUCGAUUCAUUCUCAUUACUACAUUAGCUAAUAAUGUUUGCUACACUGAGGCCAAUAUUAACUUUGAAAGUAAGAAUUUAUAUUUAAAUCAUAUCAAUACUUUAAUCAUCCUUUUAAAUUAUAUGGAGGCUCAAACUUUAAUAAAAAAUUAAGCUCUAGACUUAUUUUCAAAAUUUACAUUUCCAACUUAUAUUUUAAUGAGAUUGAUAUCCUUAAUAUUUAUAUAGUUUGAUAUUCAAUUAUGUGAGGCUGCAUCUUUAAUGGCCUUAUUUUUAUGUGUGUAUUUUUCAAAUUAAAAUUCCUCAGUAAAUUCAACUUCAUCUAAUCCCAAAUUGGAUUAAUCCUUAUAAAAUUGUUCUGCAUCUUUACAUUAAUCAUCAGCUAAGUAAGAGAAGCGUCUUACUAUUAAUUCAAAUAAAUUGAUACUUUAUCCUGAUAAAAAUUCAUAACCAAGAAAUAGUUUUUAAAUUAAUAUAAAAGAUUCAUAUAGAGAAGAAAGCGCUCCUAUACCGACUUUUCAUUCAAAACUUAAACCUGGAUUUAAAAGUUCAUAUUCGCAUUUAGUUGUGGAUAAAAAUGACCCUUAACUUUAAAAUUUUUAUUAAAAUCUUGUAAAUGUUUUACCUGAAGGAGUUUUAAUGUUAAAUAAAUUUUAGUAAAUUUAAUUCAUAAGCUCUAAAUGUGAAAAACUAUUAGAAUGCGAUGGAAAAGAAAAAGUUGUAGAAUAUAUAAAAAAAUGUUUAUCGAAUUGUGAUUUACCUGAAGAAGUUUAAUCUCUAACAAGAAUCAAAAAUAAAUUGACUUAAAGAGUUUUAGAAGAAAUUAUCAGAACUUAUAAAUAAGAUUAAUAAGAAUUAGAUAUUUUUGAUGUCUUAUUAAAUCCAAAUAAAUACAUAUAAGCAGUAUUAGCUAGAUAGAAUGUAUCAUUUGAAUAAGAUAGAAGUAGUUCUGGAUCUAUUUAUUAUUCUGAUCCUUCUACAUUAGAACAUACUUUUUGCUUUGAAGGUUCUAUAGAUAAAGAAAAAAAUGAUUAAUCAAAAAAACUUAAAUUCAUUUUAGUUUAAACAUAAAUGACUUUAACUUAGUAAGAAGCAAUAUCAUAAAAUGGAUUAACCAAUUCAAAAAAAUAAGCAUCUCACGAUGUACCAUAACCUAUGUUAUUAAUAUUAAUUAAAAAUACAACACAUAAAAAUAGAGUAAGAGAAUUAAAAGAAGAACGAUUAAUUAAUAAUUCACUUCUAAAAUCAUUUUCACAUGAAUUAAGAACCCCUUUAAAUAGUUGUUAAUAUAUGCUGAAUCUAAUAAAAGAAGUUUCAAAAGAUGAUCUUAUACACACAUAUUUAAAUACAGCAUCAAGUUCAAUUAAAUUAUUAAUUUAUUAAAUUAAUGAUAUAUUAGAUUUUGCAGCCAUUCAAUCAAAAUCAUUCUCUUAUCAUACUACAUCAUUUUGUCUCAAAGAUCUCAUUUAAGAAAUUCAUGAUUUAUAUGAUCAAUAAACAGAAUUCAAAAAUAUCAAAUUAGAUAUCGCAUAUGAUUAAUCAUUAUAAAAUCAAUUUUUUAUAAAUGAUAAAUAAAGAAUUAUGUAAGUUUUAGUUAAUUUAUUAAAUAAUUCAUGCAAAUUUACAAAACCUGAAGGUGAAGUAUCUUUAUUAUUUAAAUAAAUAAAAGGUAAUUUGAUUGAAGUAACUGUUAGCGAUGAUGGAAUAGGAAUUUAAUCAAAUAAACUUGAAUAAAUAAGAAAAACAUUUUGUAAACCUUCUUCUAAAGUAUCUAAUGAAUCUGGCCUUGGAUUUGGACUUAAAAUAUCUGGUAAACUUGUAAAAGGUUUAACAUAUAAUAAAAAUUAUCUAGAUAUCAAUUCUAGUCAUAAUAAUGGAACUAAAGUUUCUUUUUUAUUUUAAAAUUAAGAAAUUAUGAAUUAAGAUUUUUUAUUAUCUCCAUAACCAAGUAAUAUUACUGGAAGAUUUGAAUUAUUAUCACCUGGUUCUUCUUAAUAAUUACUUUAAAAAUCAGAACUAUCAUAAUCUUUAUAAAAAGGAUUGCCAUAUAAAUUUGAAAGUCCUUAAAAUGAAUCAACAAUAUUAAAAGAACAUGUAGAAAGUCCAAGAAUAAAUGAAGAUUAAUCAAAUUAAGUUAUUAUUCCAACAAGUUCUUAUCAUUUUAAAAAUACUUUUGCUAGACAUCAUAAAAAAUAAAGUUCACUUUAAUCUUUUUAAGUUAAUGUAAAUAAUUGUGAAAAUUGUUCUUAAAUAUUAAUUGUUGAUGAUAUUCCAUUUAAUUAAAUUGCUUUCAUUUAAAUGCUUAAUCAUUUUAAAAUUAAAGCUGAAUCUGCUUUUGAUGGGUACUAAGCUGUGGAGAUGGUUAAAUAGAAAUUGACAAAACAUUGUAAAUUUUAUAAAUUAAUAUUUAUGGACAUUGAAAUGCCUGGCUAAAAUGGUUUCUAAACUUCUAAAAUUGUAAAACUCACCCUAUAACUAGAUUUCAUAAAUUCCAGGUGUCUAAUCUAUAAUUGUUAUGUGUUCUGCAUAUGAUACUGUUGAAAAUUAUAAUUUUGCCCAACAAGUAGGUAUAACUGAAUUUCUACCAAAACCUGUUAAUAAGAAAGACUUAGAUAAAAUCUUGAAAAAGUAUUUAUUCAAAAUAUGA